Molecule: messenger RNA, 870 nt
Organism: Schizosaccharomyces osmophilus
Lineage: Eukaryota; Fungi; Ascomycota; Schizosaccharomycetes; Schizosaccharomycetales; Schizosaccharomycetaceae
Gene: sec17
Product: alpha SNAP
Exons: 4
Coding region: 1-870 (289 amino acids)
Biological process (GO): SNARE complex disassembly; intracellular protein transport
Cellular component (GO): vacuolar membrane; SNARE complex
Molecular function (GO): soluble NSF attachment protein activity; syntaxin binding
Source: RefSeq, a predicted model, not a curated record
AUGAUAGCUGAUCCUGACCAGUUGAUGCAAAAAGCUGCCAAAAAAGCUAGUGGUACUAGUGGCUUCGCCCUUUUCGGUAGUGGAAACAAAUAUGAAGAAGCAUCUGAACUCUUCUUGGAUGCUGCGAACGGUUAUAGACUUCAAAAGCAGGGAAGUGCCGCUGGAUUCGCUUUUGAGAAAGCUGCCGAAAUGCAGUUGAAAACUGAUGAGAAGGAUGAUGCUGCCAACACUUAUGUUGAGGCCUACAAGUCGUAUCGUCGUGAAAAACCUACAGAGGCUGCUCGUACUUUACAAAUUGCAGUGGACUUGUUCACGAGACGUGGUAAUUUCCGCCGUGCUGCCAAUUACAAAAUGGACUUGGGCACCCUAUUCGAACAGGAUCUACAAAAUCCCAAAGCUGCCCUUGCAUCUUAUGAAGAUGCAGGUGAAUGGUACAUGAGCGAUCAAGCUGAAGCUCUUGCUAAUAAGGCAUAUUUGAAGGUUGCUGACCUUGCCGGUCAAGCAGGUGAAUAUUCCGUUGCAAUUCAAAAAUUCGAACAGGUUGCUCGUGCUAGUGUCCAAAACAGUCUUUUGAAAUGGAGUGUUAAAGAUUAUUUGUUGAAGGCGGGUUUCUGUUAUAUGGCCCAAGGCGAUGAGAUCGCUACACGUGGUGCUCUGGAAAAUUUUAUUCAAAUAGAUCCUUCCUUUGCUACUACUCGUGAGCAUCAACUACUAAUGGAUUUGCAAACUUCCAUUGAGUCGUCUGAUGCCGACACGUUUGCCGGCCAAGUUUUUGGUUAUGACCAAUUGUCCAAACUUGAUGCUUGGAAGACUAAUAUUUUGUUGCUAAUUAAAAACAACAUCCAGGAGGCUGAGGAUGAUUUGACUUAA